Molecule: messenger RNA, 2170 nt
Organism: Xiphophorus hellerii (green swordtail)
Lineage: Eukaryota; Metazoa; Chordata; Actinopteri; Cyprinodontiformes; Poeciliidae
Gene: gpr4
Product: G protein-coupled receptor 4
Exons: 4
Coding region: 588-1736 (382 amino acids)
Biological process (GO): G protein-coupled receptor signaling pathway
Cellular component (GO): membrane
Molecular function (GO): G protein-coupled receptor activity
Source: RefSeq, a predicted model, not a curated record
GCUGGAGUCUCAGUGCGCCGGUGGAGCCGCUGCGCUGCGCACUGAUCACCGACUGCGACUUUACGACAUUUUUAAUCUGGAUACGAGCCGAAAUCAGGGACAUAAAGAGGAUUUAAAGCAGCAAAAAGUUUGUUCCCGGGCGAAUGGAUGGCGUGUCAGGGUCAGAAUGCUGAUGGUCUGUAAAAUCAUCCCCGUCUUUUGAUAAGGACCCUCCCUCUGGAGUUUCAUGUGUCAUCGGGACCAAACAGACACCAACGUUACAGCAGAACCCGGCAAACCUCCCAGAUCUAAAAGAUUGAUGAGGCCUGGACGCCUGGCUCCGUGUCGAUAAGGCAGCUUUCAUCUUUCUUCUUCUCUGCUUUUAUUUCCGAGUCCUGGGGGAGGAUCAUGACAGGCGAAGGCCUCGCUUGGCCUUUCAGACCAGAGGAAUCAUGAUUUUCCUCGGAUGUUCUGCCUCCGCUUCCUUCCGCUUCUCCGGGUUUAGCUGCAGUUUGGGAGCCGGGCGGGAAAUCGGAGUCGGCAUGCCGCUGUGGGGCCGCCGGAGCUGGAACCGGGUGAAAACACAGAGGGAACAGAGCUGAACCCAAAUGACGUCAUCAAACAGAGCUCCACACAGGACAAUGUGCAACAUCUCCUUCUGUAAUGUGGACAGUAAGGUGGACCAGUUCUUCCAGCCCACUCUGUACAUCAUAGUCAUCGUUCUGGGGCUUCCGACCAACUGCAUGGCUCUGUGGGCCGCGUACAUGCAGGUACGUCAGCGUAACGAACUCGGCAUUUAUCUGAUCAACCUGUCGGUGGCUGACCUCCUCUACAUUAUCACUCUUCCUCUGUGGAUCGACUACUUCCUGCAGCACGACGAUUGGAUCCAUGGCCAGGAGAGCUGCAAACUGUUCGGCUUCAUCUUCUACACAAACAUCUAUGUCAGCAUUGCCUUCCUGUGCUGUAUAUCACUGGACCGGUACCUGGCUGUGGCGUAUCCGCUGCGCUUCGUUAAGGUCCGGCGGAUCAAGACAGCCGUUUGCGUCAGUGCCAUCGUCUGGAUCAUUGAGAUUAUCGCCAACUCCGCUCCUCUCUUCCACGACGAACUCUUCCAGGACCGUUUCAACCACACCUUCUGCUUCGAGAAGUACCCGAUGCAGGACUGGGUGGCAGGAAUGAACCUCUACAGGACUUUCCUUGGUUUCCUGGCGCCCUGGACAGCCAUGCUGGUCGCCUACAGAGGGAUCCUAGCCGCAGUGCGGUGCAACGUCUCCACAGAGCGCCAGGAGAAAGCCAAAAUCCAGCGGCUGGCCUUGAGUUUAAUUCUCAUCGUCCUGCUGUGCUUCGGACCGUACCACAUGCUGCUACUGGUGCGCAGCGUCAUGUUUCUGAGGAAGCCGUGCGACUGUAGCUCAGAGGAGACGCUGUUUGCUGCGUACCAUGUAGCGCUGGCGCUAACUAGCCUGAACUGUGUAGCCGACCCCAUUUUGUACUGCUUCGUCAACGAGGGCGCCAGGAACGACGUCAGCCGCGCCCUUUACGCCAUCUUGUCCUCGGCGUGCCAGAGGCGCUCCUCGUCCUCGCCGUCGCAUGCCGACAUACUCAAUGCUGGUUCCGUCACCAUGGAGACGCCUCUUGCGACAAAGAAGCCGUCGUGCGUCUACGUCGACGGCAGAAAGCCGAGCAGCUACAAGACUGAGCUGCUAGCCAUGAAGGAGGAAUGUCUGCAGAUGACCAUCCUUGCGGUUAAAAAGUGAAUUCUGGGAAACGGCAAAAACCGGUUCAAACCGUCAGGCGCUGCGAAGCGGAGGGUCGCCGCGAGUCCAGGGAGCGAUUUCUCCCACGACGAGCGGGGCGAAGUGGGAUGUGUUCGGCGGUGGUUGACGGGAGGAGACCAGGGUUCCGCUGAAACGCCAAAAUGAGAUUCAUGAGAUCUAAAGAAACAGCGUUCAAGAUGUGCUGAUCUCAUGAGCAGUAAUUCAUUUCUCCUUUAGAGCCUGGAAAGUGAAAGUCUGGCUACCGCUGCUGCUAGCCUGUUAGCAUGUUAGCCUGCUAGCCUGCUAGCAUAGCAGGAAAUCUGGGCAACAUUUAUUUGAAGGAGUGCAUAAGACUGACAUGAACAUGAAGGAGUCUAAAUGUUUAUGACUGUUGUCAUGAAGUGUCAGGCGGUAAAUAAUGACAUUUAAAUACA